This is a messenger RNA of Talpa occidentalis (Iberian mole), 1974 nucleotides long. RefSeq names its product histidine ammonia-lyase (gene HAL). Bases 1 to 1974 code for a protein of 657 amino acids. Gene Ontology annotation, biological process: L-histidine catabolic process. The transcript has 20 exons. The record is from RefSeq and is a predicted model, not a curated record. Gene Ontology annotation, molecular function: histidine ammonia-lyase activity. Lineage: Eukaryota; Metazoa; Chordata; Mammalia; Eulipotyphla; Talpidae. Gene Ontology annotation, cellular component: cytoplasm.
AUGCCCAGGUACACGGUGCACGUGCGUGGGGAGUGGCUGGCAGUGCCCUGCGGGGAUGCACAGCUCACGGUGGGCUGGCUGGGCCGCGAGGCCGUGCGCCGCUACAUGAAGAACAAGCCGGAUAAUGGUGGCUUCACCUCCGUGGACGACGUGCGUUUCCUCGUGCGCCGGUGCAAGGGCCUGGGCUUGCUGGACAAUGAGGACCCACUUGAGGUGGCCCUGGAGGACAACGAGUUCGUGGAAGUGGUUAUAGAAGGGGAUGCCAUGUCUCCUGACUUCAUUCCAUCGCAGCCGGAAGGGGUUUACCUAUACAGCAAAUACCGAGAACCUGAAAAGUACAUUGCCUUGGAUGGGGACAGUCUGACCACAGAGGACCUGGUCAACUUGGGAAAAGGACGCUACAAAAUAAAGCUCACCCCAAUUGCCGAGAAGAAGGUGCAAAAAUCCAGGGAAGUCAUAGACCACAUCGUGAAAGAAAAGACUGUUGUUUAUGGCAUUACUACAGGUUUUGGGAAAUUUGCCAGAACUGUAAUUCCUAUCAGUAAACUAGAGGAGCUCCAGUUCAACUUAGUCCGCUCACAUUCCUCAGGUGUUGGGAAACCACUAAUCCCUGAGAGGUGCCGAAUGCUGUUGGCUUUAAGGAUCAAUGUCUUAGCCAAAGGAUAUAGUGGCAUUUCCCUGGAGACUCUCCAGCAAGUCAUCGAAGCAUUUAAUGCCUCCUGCCUGCCCUACAUUCCAGAAAAAGGAACCGUUGGUGCCAGUGGAGACCUUGCCCCACUCUCUCAUCUUGCUCUUGGGCUAAUUGGAGAAGGGAAGAUGUGGUCUCCUAAGAGUGGCUGGGCUGACGCUAAAUACGUCCUGGAAGCCCAUGGAUUGAAACCAAUUGUUUUGAAGCCAAAAGAGGGUCUGGCGCUCAUCAAUGGGACACAGAUGAUCACCUCCCUGGGCUGUGAAGCCGUGGAAAGAGCCAGUGCUAUUGCUCGGCAGGCUGACAUUGUGGCAGCCUUGACCCUUGAGGUGCUCAAGGGCACCACCAGAGCCUUUGAUACAGACAUUCACGCGGUUCGCCCUCAUCGUGGACAAAUUGAAGUUGCAUUUCGGUUUCGGUCGCUCUUGGACUCAGAUCACCACCCAUCUGAAAUAGCAGAAAGUCACAGGUUCUGUGAUCGUGUUCAGGAUGCCUACACUAUGCGUUGCUGCCCACAGGUCCAUGGUGUGGUGAAUGACACAAUAGCAUUUGUGAAGAGCAUCAUUACCACAGAACUUAACAGUGCCACAGAUAAUCCUAUGGUCUUUGCCAGUAGGGGAGAAACUAUUUCUGGAGGAAACUUCCAUGGUGAAUACCCAGCCAAAGCCCUCGACUAUUUGGCCAUUGGCAUCCAUGAACUUGCCGCAAUUAGCGAAAGAAGAAUCGAAAGGCUCUGUAACCCCUCCCUCAGCGAGUUGCCUGCCUUCCUGGUGGCUGAAGGUGGUCUGAACUCUGGAUUCAUGAUAGCCCACUGCACAGCUGCAGCCCUCGUUUCUGAGAACAAAGCCCUGUGCCAUCCCUCGUCUGUGGAUUCUCUCUCCACCAGCGCCGCCACCGAGGACCACGUCUCCAUGGGAGGAUGGGCAGCCAGGAAGGCACUCAGGGUCAUUGAGCACGUGGAGCAAGUGCUGGCCAUCGAGCUCCUUGCAGCCUGCCAGGGGAUCGAGUUCCUGCGCCCCUUGAGAACAACCACUCCCCUGGAGAAGGUCUAUGACCUGGUGCGCUCUGUGGUCAGGCCCUGGAUAAAAGACCGCUUCAUGGCCCCCGACAUCGAGGCGGCGCACAGGCUGCUGGUGGAUCAGAAGGUGUGGGAAGUGGCUGCACCAUACAUCGAAAAAUACAGAAUGGAGCAUAUUCCAGAAUCAAGACCUAUCUCUCCAACCGCCUUCUCACUGGAAUCUCUAAACAAGAAAUUCACCAUGAUCCCUGAGUCUGGGGAUCUCUAA